This is a messenger RNA of Cajanus cajan (pigeon pea), 1935 nucleotides long. RefSeq names its product L-gulonolactone oxidase 3. Lineage: Eukaryota; Viridiplantae; Streptophyta; Magnoliopsida; Fabales; Fabaceae. The record is from RefSeq and is a predicted model, not a curated record. Gene Ontology annotation, molecular function: FAD binding; D-arabinono-1,4-lactone oxidase activity. Gene Ontology annotation, cellular component: membrane.
CAGCACCCAACAGCAGCAGCAAAUCCACAUGGCUAGUGGCUAUUGGCUCUACGGUUUCGUAACAGUCAUUCACACGCUUCACUUCGUUUGGUCAAUCAGAACCGUCCAUGGCAUGAUCCCACGGUCCCCAUUACAAUGCACCGCUUCAGGAUGCACCCUCAGCAACAGCUACGGCGCGUGGGGCGACCGCAAGGACUGUUCCGCCCUCAACGUGACCUACCCCACAACCGAAGACCAACUUCGUUCGGCAGUUUCCUACGCUGUCCGUAACAACCUCAAGGCCAAGGUUGUCACCGGAUUCUCCCACACAAUCCCCAAGCUCGCAUGCCCACAGAACGCCACAGUGUUCAUCAGCACAGACAAGUACAACUCCACCAUCCAAAUCGACGCCGUUAAUUUGGUUGUGACGGUUGAUGCGGGCGUUGGGCUUCGCCAAUUGAUUGACGCUGUUGAAGCCAAGGGCUUCAGCUUGGUGGCAGCGCCUUAUUGGGAGGGUGUCACUGUUGCAGGCCUUAUCAGCACUGGGGCGCACGGUAGCUCUUGGUGGGGACGCGGUGGUGCGGUUCAUGAUUAUGUUAUUGGAAUUACUCUUGUUGUUCCUGCUUCUAAGUCUGAAGGCUAUGCCAAAGUUUUGAGGUUGGACGCACAGGAUCCGUUGCUUAACGCUGCCAAAGUGUCACUCGGAGUUCUAGGUGCUAUAUCCAAGGUAAAGUUAUCACUUGAGCAUAGGUUCAAAAGAAGCAUAACAUACAAUUUCACAGGAGAUGAUGGCAUCGAAGAUGUGUACACAGAGCAUGCAAAACAGUAUGAAUUUGCGGAUAUAACUUGGUAUCCGUCGAGACACACAGCAGUGUACAGAUAUGAUUCCAGGGUUCCUAUAAAUGCAUCGGGUGAUGGACUUAAUGACUUCAUUGGAUUUCAACCCAAUCCUAUCUUGAUCUCAGAAUCAGUUAGAGCAGCAGAAAAACUAUUAGAAAGUACAAAAAACCCAAAUGGGAAAUGCUUAACGGCAGCUACUACUUUGGGAUUCAAGAAACUAGCAGGAAACGGGUUGAAGAACAAUGGGAUGAUUUUCAGUGGGUACCCAGUAGUGGGUUUCCAGGGCAAAAUGCAAACUUCAGGUUCAUGCUUAUACUCAACAAGAAUCGACACCUCCUGUGCUUGGGAUCCAAGAAUCAAAGGUUUUUUCUUCUACGAGAGCACCGCAAUCUUCCCUGCAUCCAAAUUUGGAGACUUCGUCCGUGACGUGAGAAAACUUCGCGAUCUCAACCCACAAAAUUUCUGUGGUGUGGACAACUAUAACGGCUUGCUCAUUCGUUUCAUCAAAGCCUCAAGUGCAUACCUAGGACAACCCGAAGACUCUGUGGUCGUUGAUUUCAACUACUAUCGUGCCAACGACCCAUCAGAUCCUAGACUCAACCAAGAUGUGUGGGAGGAAGUGGAGCAAUUAGCGUUCUUCAAGCAUGGGGCUAAGCCACAUUGGGCCAAGAACAGGAACAUAGCAUUCUUGGGAGUGCAACAAAAGUAUCCCAGGUUUAACAUGUUUGUUGCAGCAAAACAAAAAAUGGACCCUCAAAAUGUGUUCUCUAGUAAAUGGUCGGAUGACAUACUUUAUGGCAAGGAAUUGGAAAAAUUUGAUGGGUGUGCUUUGGAGGGACAAUGCAUUUGUAGUGAAGAUAAACAUUGUAGCCCCCAAAAGGGGUAUCUCUGCAGCCCUGGCCUUGUCUACAAGGAAGCUAGAGUUUGUAGAUACUUACCUUCCUCCAUCCCAUCAUCAUCCACCGCAUGAUCAUGGUGUUGAUAACUUAUGAUUGUGAUUGAAUAAAUACUGAGAAAUUGUAGAUGAAUAUGACUGCAAUUACAGUCACAAAACUACCAUAUAUUUUGGCUCAAAAUGCCUGAUUUAAAAUCAUAUGCUAUAAUUUCCUUCUCCUC